Amaranthus tricolor (Joseph's coat) is the source of this 729-nucleotide messenger RNA. RefSeq lists its product as uncharacterized. The transcript is spliced from 5 exons. The record is from RefSeq and is a predicted model, not a curated record. Bases 1 to 729 code for a protein of 242 amino acids. NCBI's taxonomy places the organism in Eukaryota, Viridiplantae, Streptophyta, Magnoliopsida, Caryophyllales, Amaranthaceae.
AUGAGUCCCAAUAACAAAAUAGGUGCCAAAUCCCUUAACAAUUUGCACCUAAGAGUUUCAGAAAAAGGGAUUUUGGAGGAAAUUAUCAAUGAGAAUGUCGAGGAAGUAAAUUCAGAAGAAGAAAAAGAAAAAGGACAGAAUGAGAGAGAAGAAAAAGAAGAUGAAAAAGAAGAAGGAAAAAGAGGAUCAGAAGAUGCUGGAAGUGAGGGGGAAACUUCUAAAGAAGAGGAAGGUGAGGAACCACAUGAUGAUACUUUUAGUGAUGAGGAAGUCAGGAUGCCAACUAAGAAGGAGCCCACAACUCCUCCUUCACCAAAACCUGAUGCACCACCUUCACCGCACAAUCCAUCACCACCACCUUCACCUAUUCCAUGUACACCACCACCAACAAAUACACCUAACUCACGAGAUCUUGGUUUUACUGAAUUUGCAAAUCUCUCAAUUUCUGCCGAUCCCCUCCUUAAUAAAUUGCAGCUUACACAAAUGGAGACUCGUCUCAGUGCAAAGCUUGACACAGUGGAGGUACAAACUGAAUAUGUAAACGAAGAUGACCUUACUUCUAACAACAUUGUACAUGUCAAAGGAUCCAAUAAAGUUAGAAAUGGUAUAUCGCUUAGGAUGUCAAAUGUAGACAGGAGAUCUACAGUUCCCAAGUUUGAUGAUCUGACGUUACUGAAAAAUGGAGACAGUACAUUGUUCCCAGACUGGUAUCUGGAGAAGUUACGUUAG